Molecule: messenger RNA, 7038 nt
Organism: Ochlerotatus camptorhynchus
Lineage: Eukaryota; Metazoa; Arthropoda; Insecta; Diptera; Culicidae
Product: glutamate receptor ionotropic, NMDA 3A-like
Exons: 11
Coding region: 107-4480 (1457 amino acids)
Biological process (GO): ionotropic glutamate receptor signaling pathway
Cellular component (GO): plasma membrane
Molecular function (GO): NMDA glutamate receptor activity
Source: RefSeq, a predicted model, not a curated record
UCUGUUUUACAGGCAGCUUACAAAAGUUUCGCAGUCCACUAGAGGUGUCGUAAUCUUGUUGUGUGAAUUACUAGUAGCUCGUCGCAUUCUAUCCGAAGCUCAGCGAAUGCGGAUGCUCAAUGGACAUUUUAUAUGGCUUUGGGCGGAUACUACCACAUCUACAGAGUUUUAUGAUCCCACACUAUUUCCAAUUGGGGUAUUCGGUACGGAUGCUGAUGAUGAUAUGACUGCGCAAUUAAAUAAUCCGUUCCAUUAUGGUAAAACAGAACUUGAGGAAGAUUUUUAUGAUUCUACGGAUAUUAUUCAACAUUCGCAUAUUGCUGAUCUCGUAGAACGUAAAAUGGACUUUGAGUAUUUUGACCCUAAGCAUAAGAAAAAUCGUACCAAAGCCGAAAACAUAAACCGGUCCCACCAUGUUGUUGAGCUACAGAAGAACAGUUUCAGUUUUAAAAAUCUUGUUGGCAGUAGUAAAAAAAGUGAUACAUUUAAACGCGAUGUUAAUAGUAAAGAGGAUCUAUAUAAUGAAAAUGUUGAAUUGCCUGUCGUUACCCACUACCCUAAAAGCGGAGACCUAGACCUAAAAGAACUCAUGCGUACAAAUAGUUUUGAAAGAAAAAAAUAUCUCAAUCAAUCUAAUGGUGCUACUUAUAGAUUUACUAUCGAUUCACACGUUAGAGAACAAAACCAAAUGAACAGUGUUCAAAUGAACCGUAGUGACUUAGAUAAUUUAUAUGGUAAUGAGGAAAAUUUGGCGGAUUUAAAGAUAAAACGAGCCAAUAGUUUCUUAAAGCAUUACAACAUAUCGUCACAUGUGUUGUUCCAUCACUUUCAAGAUUUUCCAGUGGGACUGCUGGCUCUACGACCGGUGACAAUGAAAGUAGACCGCCAUUUCUUGCGAUCUACAGUACGAUUAUUUGCAUCAACUUGGACCAAAGUGGAGCAAGAUGGAGAUGGUGGACGAAAAUCUAUGCGAAACCCAGACAGACAACAAUCAUCGAGUAAAGCAAAUCAGCGGAACAAUAAAUCUCAAAAGUACAAGCGUUCUGUCAAGAGCUCAAAGGAUCAAAUCGAUAUGUAUAACAAAUUUACAAAUGCCGCUGAAAACAAAGUUAACAAAAUUAGAAUCACAAGAAGUAAUGAAAUUGACAUCAACGAAUCAUACAACAAUAACUACUCUACUGAUUCAGAAAAGCUAGAUGAUAGUAGUAAUAAUACUCAUCUGUCUUAUGGAAACGAAGUACAUGAAACGACCUACGAAAAUUCAAGUGAAAGCAAUACUAGAGAUAAAAGUUCGAAAUCAAUUAUUCCUCCAAAGCAAAAACGACAGCAAACUUGGUGGAUAAAUAGAGGACAUAGUGAUCAAAUGCGAGGUAGAGCGAAAGGUGGUGCUCCACAGUACCGUAACGGGUGCUAUGGGGCUGUAAAUCGAGGUGAAUUUAAGAAGGCUGAGUUAUUCACAAGAUACUUACAAGAAGGUGCAAAAAGAGGCCUAACAGGUCAACCAAUUCUUGGUGGCUUGGUGGAAAAAUCACUGAUAACGCACUUUGAGGUUCUUAAUCUAGUUCCUGUAACAAAGCGUACUACACUUAAACAUGAACCUCGCCAGGAAGCGGUUAAUAGUCGCGUUGUGAAUACUAGUUUAACAAAAUGGCGCCGCGUGGGUUUUAUAUCUGGACGAAACGUACAUUUGGACACUAUUGUAUGGCCCAGUGGUGAUAUUGUAGUUACAGGGCUUUCUUCUAAGGCACGAUCAGUAUUUCGAGUGGUUGUUGCUUUGGCGCCUCCAUUUGUGAUGGAAACAGAGCUUGGAGAUCAAAAGCAGUGUCUACGAGGACUGUCAUGCUACAAGGUGUACACAACAGGCAGACAUAAUCUUACACAGAUGUUUAAUAAGAUCGAAAUUGAGAAAAGACGCAAAGAUGUCGGUGAAGAUAUCGAACCUAACGAAGAAAAAAUCUCAAGACAAUUGUAUAGCGUAAGAUGUUGUUAUGGGCUGUCGAUGGACCUUUUGCAAAAAGUGGCGUUAGAUCUGGGUUUCGAAUUCGAUCUAUACAUUGUUCAGGAUGGAUUAUUUGGACGCAAAAUCAUAAUCAAGGAUGAUUCCCAAACAACUAUACCAAGAAAACAGCCAGCUAAGAGAGUAGAGUUAUCAAAAUUUGAUGCUCAAUCCGGUAGAAGUCUCAAACGUGGAUCAAAGCUGUCACAAAUUUUAGAAAUCAGCUUAAACCCACCAGAAGUUUUUGAAAAGACACCAUUAAAAGUUGAACGAACUUUCAAGACAUCGAAAGUUCAGUGGAAUGGAAUCAUCGGGGAAUUGGUGACUGGAAGUGCUGAUAUAUCAUUCGCACCUAUAAGCGUAUCCAGAGAACGAGCACAAGUGAUCGAUUUUAGUAUUCCGUUCUUUCAUGGAGGUGUUUCACUGUUAGCCGCGCCCCAGACAAAUCCCGACGUACCACUAUUGGCGUUCUUGUUGCCAUUUUCUCCAGAGCUCUGGAUUGCUAUUUUCACUUCACUGAAUGUAACUGCUGUAGCCGUUGCUAUAUACGAAUGGUUAAGUCCAUUCGGCCUUAAUCCUUGGGGAAGGCAGAGGAGUAAAAAUUUCAGUAUGUCUUCAGCAUUAUGGGUAAUGUGGGGGCUUUUGUGUGGACAUCUAGUUGCAUUCAAGGCCCCGAAAUCUUGGCCCAAUAAAUUCCUAAUAAAUGUAUGGGGUGGCUUCAGCGUAAUCUUCGUGGCAUCAUACACAGCAAAUAUUGCAGCUCUGAUAGCUGGUUUAUUUUUUCACAACGAAGCAGGCAGCUAUAGUGGACCGGUAUGUGUAGUUCAUGAACAAUUACUAUACACAAAUCUCAUUGUUUGUUUCUUCUUUCAGCUACUAAAACAGCGGAUUGGCGCGCCGGUUGCUACCGCAACAGAAUACUACGUGCAACAAAACGAUAAAAUUUUAUGGGAGCACAUGAAAAAAUACCAGCUGAGUAGCAUCCAAGAAGGCAUAGAGAGGUUGAAGAAUGGCACUAUUGACUUAUUGAUGGCAGAUUCGCCUAUAUUAGACUAUUACCGAGCAACAGACCAAGGAUGUUCAUUCCAGAAAGUCGGUGAUACUUACGUUGAUGAUUCCUAUGCAAUUGGAAUGAGCAAAGGAUUUCCGUUGAAGGAAAUGAUUUCAGCACUAAUAUCCAAAUAUUCUAGUGAUGGAUAUUUGGACAUCCUAACGGCCAAGUGGUACGGAAGUUUAGCAUGCUUUAAGCUCGAUCGUGACAUUGGCCAACCAAAGCCUUUAGGAGUUGCAGCUGUGGCAGGAGUGUUUUUGUUGCUUGGAUUGGGAAUGAUUUUAGGGCUUCUUAUUUUAAUUUUCGAACAUUUGUUUUACAAGUACAUGUUGCCCAUACUAAGACAUCAACCGAAAGAUACAAUAUGGAGAAGUAGGAAUAUUAUGUUCUUCAGUCAGAAACUAUACCGCUUCAUAAACUGUGUGGAGCUAGUUUCACCUCAUCAUGCGGCCAAAGAGCUGGUGCACAGUAUCCGCCAGGGUCAGAUCACCAGCUUAUUUCAAAAAAGUAUCAAAAGGAAGGAGGACGAGCAGAGACGCAGGCGGAAAAGCAAGGCACAGUUUUUCGACAUGAUUCAGGAAAUCAGAAGAAAUAUGUACUUGAAUAAAGUGCAACAAGAGCAUGAUGCAUCACUACAAACAUUAACCAAGGACGGUAUACCGGAAACAUCACCAGCCAAAUCUGCCACUCCUGCCAAAAAAACAAAGUACAGUCCCAGAAUGAGCCUUUUUGGCCUUGGACGAAAUAACUCCAAUUCAUCAACACUGAACGUGAGACGGUUCAGUACAGAUAGUAUAUUAAGUGAACGAUUGGACACCAUUGGACGCCGGUUGAGUAGAGACAUUACUAAUUCACCACCAGACCUUACACACAGGUUUGAAACUUUCGGCAAGCUGAAAGAUGCAGAUGGAAAAUUUGACACCUAUGCUGGGAAGGAAUCAAAAGAAGCCAUAACUGGAAAUAAAUUUGAUACGUUUAGUGGAAAAAUUGAAUUUGCCAAAGAUAUCGAAGAAAAGGCGCCAGAAUUGCCCGUUAAAAAGGGAAAACCAAACAGAAGGUCACCACUCAAUCCAGAACUUUAUGUGAAACAUAAAAAGCAUACGAGGGACGAAAGUCGAAAGUUAAUUCCUAUAAGUGAAAGAGUUGCACACGGCCUUGCACCUCCGUUUAUAGAAUCUGAUACCAGUAGUGCUCUUCUACGGGAUAAAUUACAUGAAGAACUUCGUGAAAAAUAUGGCUCUCAUGGGUUUAGUAAAACUACUUUUAAGUCAGUCAAUCAUGAUAAGGAUUCUAAAUUGCCAAUAGACGCUAUGAACGAAGGAAACGGACAAAGCAAAGUAUCACGACACAGAACGAGGACUAAUAAACAUGCUAGGAAACGCCUGGUUGAAAAUGAUGCAUUGAGAGUUACUCAAAGUGCUAAAUUAAUAUAAUCAUACCAGGAUCUCCACGUGGACAAUGUAUAGAGUUUGUUAGGAAGAGCCUAUUUUUAAGAUAUUUUGAAAAGAUGACGUUGCAUUUUUAUAUUUUUAUGUUUUUAUGUACAGUUUUAUCUAUUUAAUCGAUUUUACUGUACCGAAUACUAUCGGAACAUCUUAUUUAACCCACAACAUGGUUUAUUUUAUGACCGACUGUUAUAAGCAUUCGGCUAAUCGUGAUAAAAUCUUUGUGCCUGAGAGAUUACUUUUAUUUCGUAGAUACAUCUAAAAUUUAACAUUUUCUAUCAUUAAUUGUACCUUUAAAAUGCUAAGCCUUUGAAAACACUAUUUUUUUUUCGAAACCAAUAAGCUACACCGGAGCAAGAUGAAUUGCGAUUAUUUUUAACAGUAUAAUAUAAACGUAAACGCAUCAUAUGACUGUCAAAUCAGGUAAUUACAAACAGCUUAACGUGCCUCUCAGCUUUUGUUAGUUUAAUUUGUAAUGAAAUUUACAACAACAUAUUUUUUCGCAGCGCUUCAAUCUUCUCGAAAAAGUUGAAUUUUCUGUAUUUUAUCCAGUGUUAUGCAUUAGGGAAGCAUAUGGUGACUAAUUAGAGUGAUGAUAUAAAAAAAAAACCCGAUCGCAAAUGAGUUUUUCCUAAACAUUCCAAGCAUUUCAACUUGCCCCACUUUUGUGCACCCCAUGGGAUAUAUAUAAAUGAGUAUAUUGAACUCUAGGUUGUCAAUUGUCAACCUCAAACAUCAUUUCUGUUCUGACGCUGUUCUGGUUCUGACGCAUUUUUGGAAACUGUUAAUCGCCAUACCAAAUUUCAGGCAUUGAUUUCCGAAUUCUAUUGGCACUCCUCAUAUCGAAAAUACCAACAUUGACCUCCUGAACAGUUUUGCUGUAGAAAGGUCAAUACCCUCUGAAUAACUUUGCCCAAGAUAGCCAGGUGCAUAAGUGUUGGAGAGUUCGACUGUGAGGUUUUGCAAGAAGGCCUUAAUCAGAGCCGAAACGUAAGGACAAAUUACAAAAUUAAUUUGUUCUGAUGAGUGAUUGCUAGACUGCCAAGCCGAAACUGAUUAUUGUUCAAAUUAAAAUAAACCGAGUAAACAAAAUUGAAACCGCGUAAAAAAAACGAAUAUUGAGAAUAUCGCGAAACAAUUAACCACGUUAUUUUGAGAAAUCGUGUUAAAUAAACCGUGAUAUUUCGAGAAAUUCCAUAAAAAACGUGGAAAAAACAAACCGUGCAAAAAUGGGUGCAGUGUACAGAGAAGCAAGUUGAAAUGGUGGUGACUCAAUACAAACAAUCAUUUAUUUUUUUUUUUGGAGAAAAGCCGAGAAAUAGCGGGUGGUGCCCGUAAAAAUCCACAAUGCAAAAAAACAAUAGAACCUAUUAAUAGAAAAGGGAAGUUGAAUUUCCCGAACUGCUGAAAAUAUUUUUUUUAAUCACCAACGAACUAAACCAAACAGCUAAUUAAGCUGGUUAAAAGCUUGUCCUAGCUGUUUAAAGCAAUAUUUGGCUGUAUAAGCUUUUCUGCACCUAAAAUUGUGUUUAUUCUUAAACUAAAACUAAAUUUUUUUUCUCUUAUAUAUUCUCCUAUUGUUCAAAAUAAUGAUAAUACAUAUAUGUACUGUAAGCCAGUAUGUGUUACACCUAUUGAGAUCUAAUUUUCCAAGAGUCAACCUCUAGAUUUGUACCUUUAGGUGAGAAAACCAUCCUCUGAAAGUUUUAGCUCAUUUGGUUGUAGGAUGAGCUGGCGCUUUUAGUUUGAAUUUUGUAUGGGGAGUUUGGAUAAAAUAUAUGAAAAAAUGGCACUCCUACACUCUAUCGAUCUUAAAAAAGUUUCCUCAUUCUCAAUUUGAUUCAGAUUUUCAGAACUUGUAGUUCAGUUCAUGAGUAACAACACGGCGAAUGAGAACGACCCAAAUUUGAGUUUAGUUCACUCAUAAUCGCCAAAAGUGCAGGAACUCAGCGAUGAGCAAAUUUGCCUCAUGUUUUCCCAGGUUUUUCCAGGGAAAAAAUCCCGAAUUUGAGAAAAUUAAAGAUUGGAUUCACUCAGUCUAUUGGUACUACUCCGAGACUGAAUAAAAUUUUCGUCAAUUUCCUCAUUUUCCGGCAGAUUUUUUAGGUUUUCCACAGGAAAUCAUGAGACAAAUUUAACUCAUCGCUGCGUUCCUGCACUUUUGGCGAUUAUGAGUGAACUAAACUCAAAUUUGGGUCGUUCUUAUUCGCCGUGAACUUUCAUUCCAUCUCGCACACUGAGCCGGUCAAGUCGCAUCGGUCUCGUUGUACGACACUAUCAUUUAAGUUUCGAGUUAUUCCCCACGCGAGGGUUUUUUUCUCGCCAAAGUUAGUUGGCAUAGUUUUUAAAAAACUAGUGCGCGAGUGAGGAAGCCGUUAAUGAUAUGCCGAGUGCUUUCAUUACGGUCCAGCUUUAACCCAGCAUCACGCAACAUCAUCAGCAAAAUCAUCACCACUAUCGGUACAUACCCCCAUCGAUAGCAACAACGAAAGAGCGUCACAUUGCCUACCGAGUCGACCGAGGUUAUUGACUCUGCAGCAGUUGGA